UCCCACAGUGUCCGAGCUGUCGCGGUGGCCGCGCGCGGGGAAGCCAGGGCUCCGCCGCCGCCGCUCUGCGCAGGCGCUGCGAAAGGACUAGGGGGUGCCCCCCCGCGAAAUCACGCUUCCAAGACACACCCCUCGGAGCAGUGACGUCAGCUAUGCCUCCGCCGCGGGGUGACGUGACUGCCUUGUUCCUGGGGCCUCCGGGCUCGGGAAAGUCUUCACUGAUCGCCGCGCUGUGCGACAAGGGUGUGGAAACCAUCGACAUCCCCGAGGGACGGCCCGAGUCCAAGAUCCCCAGCUUGCGCGCCGCCGGCCCAGGCCUCUUCUUGGGCGAGCUGAGUUGCCCUCCCGCGGCGCCGGGACCCUGGGCUGCUGAGGCCGACGUUUUGGUGCUGGUGCUGCCUGGGCCCGAGGCUCACGCAGAACCUCUAGCCCCGGCGCUGGGGGAAGCAGCGCGGACCGCCCUGGCUCGAGGGACUCCGCUGCUGGCAGUGCGCAAUCUCCGUCCUGGAGAAGCGCAGAAUGAACUCCAGGUCCGGGAGCAGACAGAGACCCUGCUGGCCAGCGCGGGGCUGGAAGCGGCUGCUUUAUUCGUGCUGCCUGCUGACUGCGGUGGCCGUGACGACUGCGAGGAGCUGGAGCGCCUGCGGGCGGCGCUAGAGAGCCGGGCAGAGGCGCUACAGAGACUCCUGCCACCGGCUCAGGAUGGUUUUGAGGUGCUGGGUGCCGCAGAAUUGGAGGCUGUUCGAGAAGCCUUCGAGACCGGCGGCCUGGAGGCGGCACUGUCAUGGGUUCGUGCUGGCCUGGAGCGACUAGGUAGUGCACGGCUGGACGUGGCUGUGGCCGGCACUUCGGGUGUGAACCUUGUGCUGGACGUGUUAUUGGGGCUGGAUCCUGAUGAUCCUGGGGCAGCGCCUGCUUCAGAGCCUUCGGGGCCCACAUCAUACCCGGCCCCUGAGCGCCCCAAUGUGGUGUUCUGGGCUGUGCCACUAGGCCCCACGAGCACUGCCACUGCCUCCCACCCGGCUCACUAUGAUGCCCUUAUCCUGGUCACCCCUGAGGCCCCCGCUGAGAAGGACUGGGCGCCAGUCCGACCCUUGGUGCUACCAGACGCGCCCCUGGCCUGCGUGAGAACAGAUGGCAAGGGUGAGAAUCCAGAGUCGCUGGAAGAAGGAAAGGUGGAGAAGCCCGCCAGCGAGAGUUUAGAGAACUCGGGUGGAGGGGGACUGGAGAAAGGUGGUGGAGAGGGUGUGGAGGCAUGUGUCCCAGGAUCACAGAAAGCAGGUGUUGCGAGCGGGCAGCAGGUUGGUAUGGCCAUGAAGAAAUCAGGCAGCGAGGACACCGACUGCCCCGCUGUCGUGAGCCCAGAGGAUGAGGCGUGGGAGGUGCUGGAGGAGGCACCACCGCCAGUGUUCCCCCUGAGACCGGGUGGGCUCCCCGAGCUCUGCGAGUGGCUUCAGCGCGUGCUCCCCGCGGCCCAGGCUGGGGCCCUGCUCCUGGCGCUGCCCCCGGCUUCUCCCAGCGCCGCCCAAAAGAAGGCAGCGGCGUUGCGAGCCGGAGCGUGGCGACCGGCGCUUCUGGCCAGCCUGGCAGCGGCGGCUGCCCCAGUCCCCGGGCUCGGCUGGGCGUGCGACGUGGCGCUCCUGCGGGGUCAGCUGGCCGAGUGGCGCCGGGCUCUGGGGCUCGAACCAGCGGCGUUGGCCCGCCGGGAGCGCGCGCUCGGCCUGGCGCCCGGGGCACUGGCGGAGCUCACGCGCUUCCCAGGCCCCGUGACACGCGCCGAGGUGGAGGCGCGGCUGGGCGCCUGGGCAGGCGAGGGCACGGCGGGGGGCGCGGCACUGGGCGCCCUCUCCUUCCUCUGGCCCGCGGGGGGCGCAGCGGCCACAGGCGGCCUGGGCUACCGCGCAGCGCACGGCGUCCUGCUGCAGGCGCUUGAGGAGAUGCUGGCUGAUGCCGAGGCCGUGCUGGCCCUCCGGGGUCCCCUGCAGUGAGGAUGCUGGGCCCUGCGGGCGUCUGAGCACUCCAAGCUCAGAGGGAGGGGAGCUGGGGUCCAGGCCCAGGUCUGGGAUGGCGGGGACCUCUGAGCUUACCGCAGGGGGAGCUGCUCUGAACCCCCUAUACUAGGAGCUGGUGAGGGCUCUGAUGAGCCAGGAGCUCUAGGCCCCUCCAUCCCAAGGGGCAGAGUCUGGGCAUCGGGACUCCCGAUUUCUCUGGAGUGUGACACCCAGGCUCGCUUUCUUAAGGGAGGUGCACUUGGAUCCCUCCGAGGGGAUUUUUCUUGCUUACUAAGGGGCAGAAAUGAAGCAGGGUGGGGAGAGAGGCGGGAACGCUUGGGCUAAAGAGCCACAAAGAAAUCUAGUGACCCUGUCUCUUGGGGGAAGAGACUUCUAGAUUCCCCAGCUCCCAGAGGGCUUGUUGUCUUCAUGGGGUUGGGGAGUUUGCAGGGGGUGCCUCAGACUUUGGGGAUCCCCAAACUUGGGGGGGUUGCGUAUUUCUAGAGGUGAAUAUGGACAAGGGGAAAGAGCCAGCAGACCAGCUGGUGGCUUGUGGAGUCAGAGGCUAUUGAACCUUGGCUCUCAGGGAGAAUGGUGCCCCCAAAGAACAGGGGAGGCGGCCCCAGCUCUAGGCCAGGGUGGAGGGUUUAGAGCUCCUACCUGGGGCUAUCUGCCAAACCCUCCCCUCGGGUCCUGAUUGAAUCUCUCUCCUGUGAGCUCCACCCGAAGGAUCUGUGGCUGCCUUAGCUCGGCUGUGUUAGGUGAUUCUGGGACUCUCUGGGGAGUCUCUCUCUCCCUCUCCUUCUUCCUCUCUUUUUUUCCCUCUCCUUCCUCUCUCCCCUCCCCCCCUUCUUGAAGACUCCUUGGCUUUGAUUUGGUCUCGAUUUCUUCAGUCCUUCUACCGCAACCCUCUCCAGCCAGGGCCUGCUGUGGCUUUGUGUGUUUGGAGAAUCCAGAUGUUUCCAGACUGGCCCCGUCAGGUCUCUGCUGCUUCCUGGUAUAUGGGAUAUGUUGCAGUGAGCGCCCACAGAGCGGCAGGACAAGGUGUUCCAGACUGUGGGCAUGUAACCCCAGUGCCUGCAGCGUGCCUGGUUGCCAGCGGCUGGGGAACAGGAAGUAGGACCUGAGUAGCUCCUGGUUGGUGUAACUGAGCCGGAGGGGGUAGGAAGACAAAGCCCACCUCAGUCCGUGGGCUUGAGGUCCAGCAGCCCCUCAGCAAGGCCUGGACUUGUCUUGUUCUGGACUCGUCUCAUUUCCAGCUUUGCUCCCUUUCUCGAUUAGCCUAAGUGAUGUUCACGUGGCCGCCCACAUGGGGCUGCCUCUGGAACUUGGCACUUGCCCCCUUCCAUCCAGAGGGCUCGGCUCCCAGGAGGUCUCCCCCUCACUGGCUCCUCCUUGUCUAAUCAGAUCUGAACUCAGAGCCUCUCCCUCGCCCCAGACCUGCCCUGACCAUCCCACUCACACGCCCCUUCAUCCCUCCCCACCAGGUGAUGGCCCCUGUGAUGGUUAUUAUUACUGUGGAAGUGAACUUAUUUAUUUACUUAUUUAUUUGCCAGUUAAGCUGCUAUUAGCCCCUUGCUUGCCUGUUUUCUGCUGGUAAUCACGUGCCUAGAAUGGUGCUUAGGUAUUCGGUACUUCGAGGGGUCCCAUCAGGGGCGGAACUAAGGCUGGAGAUGCCUUUCAUGGCCUUCUGCCAGGGGUCAAGGAGUGGAGUGGGAAGAAAGAAGCCUGUCGUGAGGGAGAACACCACUGUUUGUGGCAGGGACUUACCGGUGCCUUAUUUCCUCACCGGUGAGGGGAAAGGGCUAGACAAAAACACCCAAGACUUCUCGGCUUAAAGGCAGGGUGCUUGUCUCCCACACGCUUUGCAUGCAGCUGACCCGGUUCAGUCCCCGCCUGGCACCUUAUAGGGUCCUCCAGUGUGAGUGCAGAGCCAGGACUGAUCCUUGAGCAUUACUUGGUAUGGCCUCAAUGCCCCCCUCCCCCAUAAAUUGCACAUUUAGGAAUCUCAUUGUUCCAGUUACAUGGAAUAGUUUUCCAGUGACUGAGUAUCAGUUUGGUUUUUCUUUUUUUCUGUCUUGGGGCACCAUCAGGGGAACCAACACCUGAUGGUUCUUGGGUAACCGUGGGGUACAAGGGAUCAUGCCCGGGCCUCAUAUACCAAGCACAUACUCCAUCAGUUGAGUUCUCUCCCACCCGGAGUAUCAGUUUGUUUAGUUUUGUUUUGUUUAUGAGUCACACCUGACAUGCUCAGGGGUUACUCCUGGCUCUGCACUCAGGAAUUACUCCUGGCGGGGCUCAGGGGACCAUAUGGGAUGCCAGGGAUCAAACCCAGGUCGGCUGUAUGAAAGGCAAAUGCCCUACCCGCUGUGCUAUUGCUCUGGCCCCCUGAGUAUAAGUUUUUAAUGAAAGUAAAUGUGAUCUCAGAUGCAGUCUACUGAUCACAUUCCAUUUUCAUGAGAAAUGUGAUUAUGUCUUUCUAGGGGCGAGACCUUGUACAAAUUAUUCAGCCCCUGGCAUCUCCGCCACAGGGUUCUUUAGAGUGGUCCAGGUGUGUGACUGCCUGCAUUCCCACUUACACACUGUACGGGGAGGCUCCAGCAUCCUCUUGGGGCCCUGACGCCACACCCUCAGCCCCGAGCAGCAUCACGGUAGUCUGCACACCCCUCUCACCCCCCUGCCUCUGUUCAGUCCUGUUGGCAAUCUCUGCUCUGCCCCACAAAUGCCACAUGAGAAUCAUGCCAGAGAUGGAAUAAGAAGCCAGACCCAGACUCAGUCUGGUGGUGAAUACUAACGGGGUUUAGCUAAGAGUGGAUUUCUGGUCAUGGCGUUCCAGAGUGGUCCCCUUUAUUUUCCUUAGCCACAGUCUAUGGUGCUAGGGAUUAAUCCUGUCUGGGACUCUGGUGUGCAAAGCCAUGUUGUCAUUGGUCCCAAGGUAGCCUCUUAAAAUCCUGCUGGUGGGGUGGGGGGAACCCAAGAGAUAGUUCAGGGGUGCAUGCCUUACGUGGGCAAAGACUCAAGUUUGAUCCCAGAUGCUGCAGGUCCUUGCUGAGCACUGCCCAGAGUGGCCCUGGUGGUCCCCAGUACCACGGAGCUUGAGCAGUACUGCAGUGCUGGGUCCUGGCAUCAGACUCACCAGCCUGGUUGGCUGAGUAUCACCAGAAGCAGACCCCAGGUCCCCACCACCACUAAAAAAAAAAAAUCCAUGCCUUUCAGUGUGUGUGUGGGGGGGAGGCAGAAGUUUAGUUUCUGGUGGUGUGGAUUGCACGUGACUGUCUCUGCGCUGUCUGGUGGUGGGGAUGGGUUCUUGUUACUUGGCAAGGAUGCUGGUGGACGUGGAAGGCAAGAAGCCAAGGCACUGCGAUGAAUCUUGGCAUUUCUGUCACUAGAUGCAGAACUGGCAGCAAAAUGAGCAAGACAACCCCUACAGUCUUAGUUGAGUUUCUUGUAUUUCUGCUCAGUUGCUGGAGGGGCAUGUGCCCCCCAGGAUGGGAAACCACGAAGGAUAGAUUGGGGUGUGGUUAGCUGUGGUGCUUUCUGGAGGAAUGAAUAAAAAUGUAGAAAUCUCA
This is a messenger RNA of Sorex araneus (European shrew), 5560 nucleotides long. RefSeq names its product immunity related GTPase Q (gene IRGQ). The record is from RefSeq and is a predicted model, not a curated record. The transcript is spliced from 3 exons. Gene Ontology annotation, molecular function: GTP binding. NCBI's taxonomy places the organism in Eukaryota, Metazoa, Chordata, Mammalia, Eulipotyphla, Soricidae. Bases 153 to 1988 code for a protein of 611 amino acids.